AUGAUUGCUUUGGUACUCUUCCUUUUUCUCUUUCCAUUUGCUUCUGUCUCGUCAUCUCCUAAUAAUUGCCCAAAAUGUGGCACAAUGGGCGUACCAUACCCCCUUAGUACUAGUGAUAAUUGUGGUAACCCUAACUAUAAGGUUUACUGCAAUAAUGACAACUUAGAGUUCUUGUCAUCCGUAGGAUUUUACUACAAAAUCCUCAAUAUCAGUCCAUAUACUUCCAGUCUUAUUAUUAGCCCUCCUUCCAUACAAAAAGACUCUUGCCAAUCUUCUGAUCUUUCUUUAGGUGGCUUAAAGAUUGAUGAAACUUCUCCUUUCAACGUAUCUUCUCGAAACACGAUUAUGUUAUUUAACUGCUCUGAUAAUAUCCUUUUAUCCCCACUGAACUGUUCUUCGAGCAGCCCUUGUAGGAAAUUUGAGUUGAGUACGAAAGGAAGGAACUGUAAGAACACAUUGUGUUGCAGUUACUUGAAAGAUGCAUCGAUGACUUCCCAUAGAAUUAGGAUUAGGGGUGAAGGCUGCACUGCUUAUAUUUCUUUGGUUAAUUUUAAGGCGGAAGAGUCUAUUAAUGCAUGGCGCUAUGGCAUUGAGCUACAGUGGAUACCCCCAAGCUAA
This is a messenger RNA of Lycium barbarum (goji berry), 618 nucleotides long. Its product is annotated as wall-associated receptor kinase-like 20. Gene Ontology annotation, molecular function: polysaccharide binding. The transcript has a single exon. The coding region runs from base 1 to 618 and encodes 205 amino acids. The record is from RefSeq and is a predicted model, not a curated record. NCBI's taxonomy places the organism in Eukaryota, Viridiplantae, Streptophyta, Magnoliopsida, Solanales, Solanaceae.